Messenger RNA from Cetraspora pellucida, 1095 nucleotides. The record is from the annotation of a GenBank genome assembly. Lineage: Eukaryota; Fungi; Glomeromycota; Glomeromycetes; Diversisporales; Gigasporaceae.
AUGAGAAUUGUUAAAGCAAAAGGUUAUGAUGGAUCAGGAGCUUCAGUAGUUGGUAUUAAUACUCUAGCAAAUAUGAGAAUUUGUUUGACAUAUCAAACUGUAUUUAAUGCAUUAGAGCAGAUUGUAUUGAAGCAUAGGUCUACUGUGCAAUUAUAUGUUCAAAAUAAUUCUAAAAAUCUUUUAAUUGGAUGCAUUGAUGACUAUCACAACCUUCAUGCCAAACCUAUUCCAUUUUACUCAUCUAAUAAUACUCCAAUACAUAAUCCGAAUAAUGUGGAUGCAAGACUUCUUAAGGCAAUAUUAUCUCAUGAUUAUAUAAUUACCUUAAUGAAAAGUUACAAUACAAUAAAAGCUAAUUGGGCGUGGAUUUCAAAUAAUAUUUAUAAAAAUCUUAAAAAUACAAAACAAUAUGUAAAGGCUUUAAAUAUGUUUAUUGAAUUACCUGAACUUCAACAUUAUUUAAAUCAAUACAUUAUUCCAAUACCAGCUGAUUUUCCUGAACAGCUUUAUAUAAGAAGAGCAAUUGUAAACAAAUUAGCUACGAACAAUCCUUUAAUUUCUAAAGAAGUAAAAAAUAAUAGUGAAAUUAAAAAAAAAAUAGAAGGAAAAAACAAUAUGAUCCCAUGUUAUUAUUUUUCUAAUAUCAAGUCAAAAUUUUCAUUUGGUGCUUUGCCGCUUGGAUAUCAUACAAAAUUUCCUCCAAAAAAUGAGAAAUUCUGCGAUUAUCUUAUGUGUUCUAAUAUGUCAAAUUAUGGUCAAGUCUUAAUAUGCAGUCAUGCUUAUCAUGAAAAAUGUUUUUCUUUUCAAAAGUUUCGAUGUCAAUAUUGUUUGGAUUAUUUGUGUGAUUCUAUUGAACAAUUGACUACUUCUUAUAAUAAUCGUUUAAAGAUGGAAGAAGAUAUGAAUGAUGAAUUAUUUUUAUAUACGAAUCAAUCAAAAAAUGAUGAUAUCGAAGAUGCUGAUAUUUUAUCUAUACAAACUGAUGUUGACAAAAAAUUGGAAAACAAAAUUUUAGAAAAUCGAUUAGAAGAAAACAAAAAAGAAAUUUUAACUUCACAUAACUUUUUGCAAGAUAUUACCAAUUUGUCAUAUUAA